UGUCUCCUUUGCUCUCCUGCUUGUACAGCAUUCGGUGUGUGCACUUUUUUUGUGUGUGACAGAGACAGAGGGAGAGACGGAAAGACAGAGAGAUUAGCUGUUAUAGAAAGUGAGAAAGGGGAGGGGAGGUAGCUGGAGACGGCACAGUGAGGGAGGGGUAAGGCCGAGUUAGAGAGAGAGAGAGAGAGAGAGAGAAAGAGAGAGAGAGAGCAGGCGGAAGGGAGGGGAGUGAGAGAGAGAAGAGGGGGAGCACAUGUGUAUGCUUGUCACUGAGGGGCUGGGAGAAGGACUGAGGGAAGCGAGGUAGCUGGCCACAGCCGCCAUAUGCUGACUGGAUUCCAGUUCAUGUCUGCUGAGUGAAGACUGCAGGUUUGUGCUGCGUGCUCGCCGGCUGGGGAACGCACCAUGGGAAGCUCACAUCUCCUCAACAAAGGCAUGCCUCUAGGCAUCAGACCACCCAUUAUGAAUGGGCCUAUGCACCCGCGCCCCCUGGUGGCGCUGCUGGACGGGCGUGACUGCACUGUGGAGAUGCCCAUCCUGAAAGAUGUAGCAACCGUUGCCUUCUGUGACGCCCAGUCCACACAGGAGAUCCAUGAGAAGGUGUUGAAUGAAGCUGUGGGAGCUCUCAUGUAUCACACCAUCACCUUGAUGAGAGAAGAUCUGGAGAAGUUCAAAGCUCUGCGCAUCAUCGUCCGCAUCGGCAGCGGCUACGACAACAUCGACAUCAAAUCUGCCGGGGAACUUGGCAUAGCCGUUUGUAAUAUGCCAGCAGCCUCAGUGGAGGAGACGGCAGACUCCACACUGUGUCAUAUCCUCACCUUGUACCGACGCACCACCUGGCUGCACCAGGCUCUCAGAGAGGGCACGAGGGUGCAGAGCGUGGAGCAGAUCCGAGAGGUGGCGUCAGGAGCUGCGAGGAUCAGAGGAGAGACACUGGGACUUAUAGGGCUCGGUCGAGUCGGCCAGGCUGUAGCCCUGCGAGCCAAGGCCUUCGGUUUUAAUGUGAUCUUCUAUGACCCAUAUUUGGCUGACGGUGUCGAGAGAUCCCUGGGACUACAACGGGUCACAACACUACAGGACCUGCUCUUCCACUCCGACUGCGUCUCUCUGCACUGCAGCCUAAACGAACACAACCACCACCUGAUCAACGACUUCACCAUCAAACAGAUGCGUCAGGGGGCGUUCCUGGUGAACACAGCCCGGGGGGGUCUGGUGGAUGAGAAGGCCCUCGCUCAGGCCCUUAAGGAGGGGAGGAUACGUGGAGCUGCUCUGGACGUUCAUGAGACGGAGCCUUUCAGUUUCAGUCAGGGCCCGCUGAAGGACGCUCCCAACCUGAUCUGCACGCCGCACGCUGCCUGGUACAGUGAGCAGGCCUCUCUGGAGAUGAGAGAGGAGGCAGCCAGGGAGAUACGAAGGGCUAUCACAGGUCGUGUCCCUGACAGUCUGAAGAACUGUGUGAAUAAGGAGUUCCUCACCCAGAACAACCACUGGACAGGAGUCGACCCCGCCACCGUCCACCCCGAGCUCAACGGGGCUUAUAGGUAAAAAGUGACAUCAGGAUAAAGAAAGCUGUAGUGGUAUCCUCCAGGUGUGGUGAACUUGCCCGCUGGGGGCCUCCCGCCGCCCGUCGAAGGCAUCGUCCCAAGCGCCGUGCCAAUGUCACACACCCUCCCGCCCGCCCCCUCACACCCUCCUCAUGCCCCGUCUCCUGGACAAAACACAGUCAAGCCACCAGAGGGCGACAGAGAGCAGCAUCCAAACGACCAACUGUAGCCACACACAACAACCCCCACAAACACACACACACACACGCACACACACACACUCUCGCCCCAUGUCUUCUAGUGACUGGAAGAGGUUGUCAUGGCAACCAGACUCAUAGAGAUACGAUUCCUUGUGAGAUGUUGUUAUCAGACAGGUUCACAGAGUGUCAGGUGGACGGACAGGUCGACCUCAACAACAACGAUCGACGCACGACUCUGGCGUCACAGCGGCGAGAUCACACUCUAAAGACGAAGAGGAACUGGAAGAGGAAGAGGAAGUAAAGGGAAGCACUGCUGAGAGCCACAUGUCACAUCACAACGACAGUAUAAAGUCCACUUUCCUCUGCCGGAAGUUAAAGGAAUGAUGACUAUCUACUGAAUCAAAAUCUGCUGUUUUAGACGGAGGAGUGUCUAAAGCGUGAGCGGCCUGUUCCCCCGUCUUUCUCUCUGUGUCUGUGUCCUUCCCUUAGUUUGAACUCGUAGGUUAUGAAAUGAAUGUAACCCGUCUCGUGUACAGUUUUUGGACUUACCGCAAGAAAAUACUGAUAUUUGUAUUCCAGUCUUAAAAAAAAAAAAACAAGGGUUAUGUGAUCUCUCUGUGUAGCCAAACUGGUCUUAGAAUACAAUAUUUGUUAGUUUUUCUCAUGUGUGACCCCAAAUUAACAAGCCCCGCCCCUCUCCUUUCCCUUUCCCCCUGAAAAAAAAAAAGAGGCAGCUUUUUGCACACCAUCUCAGGAAAUGUAGUUUCCGCGGUUGGUAUAUUAUUUUUCUAAAUCUUUUUGUUUUUAUGCCACUCAGUGCUUUUGUUUUUUCUACCUGCUUGCCUUUUUUUUGUGUCCCACUGCGUUAGCAAAAAGAACUUUAAACAAACGUUUAAAGUUGACCUGAUGUUAGGUUUUCGUCUGUUUUGUUUAGGGGGCAUGCGAUUUUUUUUUUUUGCUCUCUGGACUAAAGGUCUUUGCACACAAGGUCAGAUUUUUAGAUCUGUAUACUGAAACAAAAACGGUACACACACACACACCUUGCACACUGAGUCUGAUUUCCUCUUGGAAAGUUUGCAGGAGGAGACCAUAUAUCUCAUACUGAUCUAAAUAAAAAAAAAACAGGUGUCUGUCCACUCCUGAAAAUAAAAACAAGAGCGAGAGAUUCACCGAUCACUACGGUCGAUAAGGAGCUGCAGAAUAAUCCCGAUCACUUCCAGGUGUAUUUCAGGAUGUCAGUGGUCCAGAUUUUCCACAAAGGAAACGAUCCUGAACAGCGGCUGGAAGUUUGAAGUAGGGACACCACACACACACACACACACACACUCUCUCACACACACACGCACAUGCACAUGCACACGCACACACACACACACACACACACACACACAACAUGAGAUUGCAUUUAUUUUUUAACGUUCACCAAUUUGGACUCGGUGUGCAAAGGCCUUUAGCGUUCCUGUUUGAUCCAAAUCUUGGGAGUAUGUGGGAGGAACGGCUGCAUGGCGGUGGCGUGAUGGCGUGAUGGCGUGAUGGCUGGUAUGAGACGGUUUGUGUGGAUUACCUUUUGAAGGAUGAAGCAAUGCACUGAGAGUCUGUAGCAUCACAAUCUCCAAACAGGUUGUUUAUGUUUGUCUUCUUCAUAUCAUGAUCCAGUACUUCCAACGUGAAUUGUCCAGGUUAUGAAGCAUAAGUAGGUCAAGCCCUCGACCCCGCCCCCUUUUAGCGAGAGAUCCAUCAAAUCCGCCGGAUUGAACUCACAAACUCUACGAGCAGUUUCUCAGCAGUUAAAGUCCAUUUAGGGUUAUAUAGAUUGAUCAGCUUUCUAAAAAUAAAUAAUUGAAGGGAGCGACCUUUGAGCAAACAGCAUGUCAGACCGUCUAGUAGCCCUUUAACAUUUCUCGAGGGGUUUCGUCCUGGGAGUAGCGUUCAGCCGCCCUCCGUGGCCUCUGUGUCUAUGUGUACAUAUGGUGUUCUGCCUGCCUGUGUCGAUGUGACUUGGUUGUAUCUGUGUCUUAAAAAAGAAAAAGCUCCACUGGGAGGAGGAGGGGGCAGCAGCGAGCACUCCGCCUACACAGCACCUUUACAAAAAAACUGCCAGCGAAAAAAAAUCAACAAAUAAGCUCUCUGGGAAAUCCUCGAAACACUCACGACGAUACCAAAAAAUAUAAGAGCUCUACGGCGCUCUUAUUGGUUACAUUCCAACGAUUGAAGAAGGUGCUCAGUGUUAGCAGCUGAUUAUGAAAUAUGACUGAUUCCUGCUCAGGUGUCGUUGUCUCGGCAGGACAGCUGAGUGCUUCUUGCGUCCCCCUCCUCCCAGCGGCUGAGUAGUUGAAAACAGUCCACUGUUGCCUACCUGCUCUUCUUCAUGGUGAGGUAGUAAAAGUAGCAAUCAGGGAUGGAAAUUUCACCAACUCACCCCCCCUCCCCUCCCCCUGUUAUUAUUUCACAACCCAGGUGAGAAAAUGAAGGGGGAGCCCAAACAUCUUUGACUCUCCUCAGCAGACGCUGUCGGAGGGGGAGGACUUCUUUCCUGAUUUAAUCUGUAAGCAUUCCUGAUUCAAAUCGACGGGGUGCCACAGGUAACAGGUGUCCAGGUGCUCCUUGAAAUUCCAUCCCUGGUGGUGACACACAGUCCACUGUUGCCUACCUUGGUCCCCUUUCUGGUGAAGUAGUAGGCGUAGCAAUAUACAGUAUACAUAUUCUAUAUUCUACAGUAAAUAUCAUUAUUUUUGGUCGAAACUGACAACCUGACAAAGAUAUGUUUGUGACUGUAUGCAUUUGUAUGAAUUAUUUUAAAAGGAAAUAAACUGUGGAAAGGUGAA
This is a messenger RNA of Labrus bergylta (ballan wrasse), 4569 nucleotides long. Its product is annotated as C-terminal-binding protein 1. Lineage: Eukaryota; Metazoa; Chordata; Actinopteri; Labriformes; Labridae. Gene Ontology annotation, molecular function: transcription corepressor activity; oxidoreductase activity, acting on the CH-OH group of donors, NAD or NADP as acceptor; transcription coactivator activity. The record is from RefSeq and is a predicted model, not a curated record. Gene Ontology annotation, biological process: regulation of transcription by RNA polymerase II. Gene Ontology annotation, cellular component: nucleus.